AUGCUAAGCAAGUUUCUGGGCCCACGCUAUCAGAAACUGGCCAAGAACUGGAUCCCCACUGCCAGCAUGUGGGGUGCCGUGGGUGCCGUGGGGCUGGUGUGGGCCACAGGCUGGCGUUUGAUCCUGGACUGGGUACCUUACAUCAACGGCAAGUUUAAGAAGGAUGAUUAA
Molecule: messenger RNA, 171 nt
Organism: Microtus oregoni (creeping vole)
Lineage: Eukaryota; Metazoa; Chordata; Mammalia; Rodentia; Cricetidae
Product: cytochrome b-c1 complex subunit 10-like
Exons: 1
Coding region: 1-171 (56 amino acids)
Biological process (GO): mitochondrial electron transport, ubiquinol to cytochrome c
Cellular component (GO): mitochondrial inner membrane
Source: RefSeq, a predicted model, not a curated record